AUGAUUUUCUUUCCGUCACCCACUCUCCAUGAUCUUUACCUUACUAAAACAUUGUCUGAUUUAAAGAUUGGUAUAUUCACUGAUUGGAAUAAACGAGUAGUCGACCCUACUAUUACUUCAUCUCUAAAUUCAUUCAUUAAUGAAUUCAAACUUCGCGGUGCUGAAUUUAUUGAAAUUGAUAUUCCGGAAUUAGAGGACGCACAAAUAGCUCAUUCAACUGCUAUUUUAUCCGAAUUCUGUUCCUUUAUGAAUGAGUACAAAGAAUAUUUACAUUUGUUGAGUCUUCCUAAUAGAGCAAGCAUCGCGACAUUCAGUAAUGCGAAUGCUUCGGAUUACAUUAAAGCAUUACAAGUUCGUACACGUAUGAUGCGUAAUGUAUCAGUCUUAUUCUCUGGUGUUAACCUUAUUUUAACACCUACUUGCGCCAUAACUGCUCCUCCAAUCUAUCCGGGAGCUUUAAAAUAUGGUGAAAUAAAUACAUCUGUCACUGCAUAUGGAGUAAGAUUUACAAAAUUAGCCAAUUUCAUUGGUAUUCCUGCCGUUACUGUACCAGCAGGUUACAAUGAUAAAAACCUACCAAUUGGAUUACAAUUUAUGGCAAAAUGGUAUGAUGAAGCAACAUUAUUAAGGGUUGCAAAAGUUUCAGAGGAAAUAAUUGGAUGUAAAAGGCGAAGACCUGCUGAAAAAUAUUGGUUUGGUGAUUUAUUGUAA
This is a messenger RNA of Cetraspora pellucida, 711 nucleotides long. NCBI's taxonomy places the organism in Eukaryota, Fungi, Glomeromycota, Glomeromycetes, Diversisporales, Gigasporaceae. The record is from the annotation of a GenBank genome assembly.